Molecule: messenger RNA, 648 nt
Organism: Aspergillus campestris IBT 28561
Lineage: Eukaryota; Fungi; Ascomycota; Eurotiomycetes; Eurotiales; Aspergillaceae
Exons: 4
Coding region: 298-585 (95 amino acids)
Source: RefSeq, a predicted model, not a curated record
GUGAGGCUAGCUAGGACGGGAUGAUGAGGACUACUACUGCUACUACUGCGGCUGCUACUACCGACUACAGCGGUAUCAAACCAAAGUCGCGUGUUCACUGCCCCAAUCUCUCUCCAAGGGACAUGGUUGGGACUUGGGGUACCAGCAGCAAGGAGUGUCGCCCCUUUGGCCAUGCAAGGAAUGUGAUACCGUGUUACCAACAACGCUACAUCCCGACGCAGCUUUAAAUCCCAGAUCUGCGACCGCAGGAAAUCACCAUGUUUCGAGAACUGCACGGUCCCGGGAGAACUUGAAGCCAUGUACGCUGCUCCACCCCUCCGAUUAUUGAUUCUCUCGCUGGCAACUUCGACCGCGCUGGCCAAAACCAUCACGGUGGGGAUUGGAACAAGCGAGGCAAGCCGGCCACUGCAUGUUCCCGUGGGGAAGUGCACAGAUGUGGACGAAGAGGAGGUGUACACAUUAGACUUGAAACAGCCCUGUCGAGCGUUCACUGGCGUCAUGUGUACAGGACAGACGGUCAUGCUCCAUCCCGGCGAACAUACGAGCGAACGCCCUGUGCCGGUCGGAAGUCUUUUGUGUGAAUAAACGCGACCGUGGUUGGAUUCGUGGUGCCCGCGCGGUGGGUCGGGGUUGUGAAUACUGUACUGU